GGUUUCGUUGAUAUAUUGCGACACAGACCAAAAGAAACACACAGCACGCCUCCAUUCCUCUAUAGUCCGCUCCUCAAGCGAUUCCCGAUUGCUUGCCGCCCUAUUACUACGAUUUCCAUCGCCGUCGCACUCCACAGAUUCGCUUGAGAUAUAGGUAGAAGAUUGAAUAAUGAGUGGAAUAAGCUUGGUGAUAUCAAAACCUUGGUGUAGGGUGUAUAAUCCUUGUACAGGUGAAAAUAAUAAGAGUAAUUUUGGUACAAGCAAUAAGAUCCAUUUUGGUACAAAACCAAACAAUAAGAUGGACUUAAUCCCAUGUCGUUUAUCAAAUUCAAUCUUAAGAAUUUCUUCUACUGUUGCAACCAAUCACAUGUUGAAACAUCGUGUAUAUUCAUCAUCAUCAUCAUCAUAUGCACGUAAAGAUGUAACCGAUUCAACAUCUCAACCACCUUAUGGCUUGUAUGGCCUUGUUGCUAUUAUUGGUUUCGCUUUGCCUAAAGCCUGGGAGGCCGCUAUGCAUUUUUUUUCUGCUACAGAAGGAGUUUUGAAAUCAAAUGCGUGUUACUAUAUCUUUCUAGGGGUUGCAGCUGUUUUUGUAGCUAGAAGCUUUCUUGGCAAUAUCAUGCGUGGGUUUGCAUUACUACGUAACAAACCCUUUUCAAUUGGAGAUAUGAUAGAAGUUGGACAUUUGAAAGGUGAGGUUAUUGAUAUGGGACUCAUAACGACCUCAUUGCUUACUGAGGAAAACCGUCGUGCAUUACUUCCUACUUCCUGGCUUAGUGGACAGGAUUAUGUGAACAUAACUGGGUCUCCAGCUCAUGCCAUGGUUUUCAAGAUUGAUUUGAGCAUUGACGAGAUUGAGAAGAUCCCCGAGAUAUCAGAGGAAAUAAUAAACAUGAUGAGAUCUAACUCAAUCAUUUACUUGGAGCAAGAGCAGCCGUAUUGUUAUCUUUCUCAAGUGGACCCUCAUGGUUUCACACUUACUAUUGGAUGCAAACUAAAAGAGGGGUGUAAAGACGAGUUUUAUUCAGCUAAGUAUGAUAUCUUUAGGCAGGCGAUUCAGAUAAUGAAGAAGCAUGGGGCCUACCUAGAUAUGAACUAGAUUUUCUUUCUUUGGAGUAAUCGCAAAACCUUAACAGAAACCUUUUAUGUACAUUGCUUUUGGUUUUGGUUUUGGUUGUUGAUAGAAAAAUGAGGUUGUAAUACUCUAAAUUAUAUGCAUCAAUUUGGUAUAUAAAAUGAAGUGUCAGUUAUCAUGAAUUAAAAUUUCAAUUGU
Messenger RNA from Lactuca virosa, 1273 nucleotides. NCBI's taxonomy places the organism in Eukaryota, Viridiplantae, Streptophyta, Magnoliopsida, Asterales, Asteraceae. The record is from the annotation of a GenBank genome assembly.